Messenger RNA from Coccinella septempunctata (seven-spotted ladybird), 1172 nucleotides. RefSeq lists its product as uncharacterized. The transcript has a single exon. The coding region runs from base 231 to 821 and encodes 196 amino acids. The record is from RefSeq and is a predicted model, not a curated record. Lineage: Eukaryota; Metazoa; Arthropoda; Insecta; Coleoptera; Coccinellidae.
UUACUUACCUUUCCCACGCCCCAUCGCAGCGCCCGAUUGCAUUCGCACCUCGUGCAUUUCUUCACGUGGAUAUUCCAACCCCCAGACCUGCGCCACAUCGUGACAGCCACUAAACGGCGCCUAUAUAAGGGAGCGAUAUCGCAGGACUGGCAGUUAUCGUUCAAGCAACCCAGUUUACCACUUGGACCUUGUGUGUUAAGAGUGAAAACGUCCAAUAUUAAAGUGCGAAGAUGCCUUCAGUGGACCACAACAUAAUGCUAACAUCUUUGAGCGUUGGCUCCGACGACAGUCGUAGCACAUCCCCAGUGACCCCAACUUUCUUCAAAGAAGCCCGUGGGAUGAAACUAUUCCGAGCCAUCAGUAGAAAACUUGGCAAACUCUCCAACGAAAACAUAAGUUUCUUCGAUGAAGACAGCAGAUCUUCAAGCACAGACACCUGCUCCCUCACUUCAAACGAAAGAAGAUGCUCAAGGAGACAAGGUAGAACAUCAUCGCCAAACCACUUAUCCAGCAGUUCCAGCGAGACAGGUAGCGAUUUCCCAAAUCGCCACAGACAUCACCAUUCCAGCUCAGCCGAAAGCAUUCGACAGGUGAUCCAGAAUUUGGAACUGAACACCAGAUCACAAAGCUGCACGAAUUCAAAAGAUUGCAAGAGAAAAGCCGUUAAGAAGACGACGCCAAAGAAAAUACUGAGAUCGCCAGUUGCUUACACUUACGUUAAAGGACUAUCAGGUUUACCGACACAAAGGGUGCCCAAAAGUUGUAUGAGCAACUACAAUACUUGUGGGUGCAACACCUUCUACAUGGGACUUAACCGGUAAUCAAGAUUAUCAAACAAAAAACACGUUCAAUUCAUAGAAUGAUAAGACUGUUAAUUAAUAAUAUAUCUAGUAUAUAUCAAAAUUUGUAUGAAGACUUUUUCAACUUCAACAAUUGUACAUAAAUCAACAUUUUUAUACUGACUAUACCUGAAGGUAUAUGUCCAUUUGUUAUACAUUGUAAGAAUUCACUAUUGUAAAUCUAGAAUUAAGUUCUCAUUAAAAGCACCUGUUCUCGAUUUUCAAAUACCGAGAAAACUCAAUUUUGCAGCUUCUAUCUUCCAGAAACUCAUGAUUUCACGAAUGACUGCACAUCUCUAUAUGAAAUUGAAAUAUUUUAUUAUUGAGGUUUCG